Penicillium subrubescens is the source of this 2145-nucleotide messenger RNA. RefSeq names its product Zn(II)2Cys6 transcription factor. NCBI's taxonomy places the organism in Eukaryota, Fungi, Ascomycota, Eurotiomycetes, Eurotiales, Aspergillaceae. The record is from RefSeq and is a predicted model, not a curated record. Gene Ontology annotation, biological process: DNA-templated transcription; positive regulation of transcription by RNA polymerase II. The transcript is spliced from 9 exons. The coding region runs from base 1 to 2145 and encodes 714 amino acids. Gene Ontology annotation, cellular component: nucleus. Gene Ontology annotation, molecular function: sequence-specific DNA binding; DNA-binding transcription factor activity, RNA polymerase II-specific; zinc ion binding.
AUGCCUGUAACUCCCAGCAAAGUGAAGGCCAAGAAGUGCCAAAAGGCAUGUGUACGAUGUCGGGGCAUGAAAGUCAAGUGCUCGGGAUCCUAUCCCUGCACAAGAUGCAGUCGAAAGAAGCAACACUGCCAGUUUCCUGCCGAGGACGUGCGAGUCUCUGUAUCGGAGCGGUAUCUACGCCAUUUAGAAGAGCAAUUAUCGGAAAGGAAUAGCAGCGUGCGUCACCAAGACACUUCGGGUCAAGAUGCUCUCGUUGGGUCACCCUAUGUUGGGGAGAGCGACAUUGAUCUCUCUACACCACAUCCUCCCCAGUUUCUUUUGGAGGACCAGCAAGCAGUGCGGUGGAGGGAAAUAGCAAAUGUUCAAAGCUUGGACACUACUCUGCAUACUCCUACUACAGCUCAUCUGCAGCGAGCGCAAACUGGGUCAGACCCCGAUAUUGAGCAAGACGGACACCGAUCCCGAUUUUCUCGAAACCCCCUUGUAGAUAAAGAUCCGUCUUUCGCCCGAACACCAGAUGGUCGAUUCUGGUAUAUGGGGCCUACAUCAUCAUGGUCAUUCUGUCGCCGUGUUUUAAGUAUCAUUGGAAGACGUGUUCCAGAAUCCAAUUGCCCGCCUGACCCAUGGCACCUGGAUGGAAUGGCAUUCAAGCUUCAAUGGAGACCAUUGCCCCCAGAUGAAAUACCUGAUGUCACAAACCUCCCACCGCUCGAUUACGCCCUGUUUCUUUUCAACACUGUUAAGUUCUACUUCGGGUUUCUUUCCUUCAUGAUUGAUGAAGAAGCUUAUCUACGAGAUUUGCAUGAAUUCUAUAAGAAUCCCUCCGCAAAAGCUGCCUCUGCGAGAUAUUGGUAUGUUCAAUAUCUUCUAGUUCUGGCGUUUGGAAAGGCCUUCCUUACGCACAAAAACCCAUCUGGAACACCUCCAGGCCAUCAAUAUGCAUCAAGGGCGAUGGCACUGUUACCCGAUUUGUCGGGAAUGCAUGAAGAUCCCUUGACGUGCAUCCAGGCUCUCAGUCUUGGGGCGGUUUACUUGCAGUCCAUUGACAUGAGACGGGCAGCCUUUCAACAUAUUGGGCAGGCAUUACGCGGCUGCAUUAUCGAAGGAAUCCAUCGACAUGUCCCGGAGGAGUUAGGAGGACCAGAACUCUCGAGUCGUUGUAGGACAAUAUUCUGGGUUGUCUAUAUGCUGGAUCGUGAAUUCUCAGCCUUGAUCGGGGCGCCAAGCUCCAUCCGAGACGAAGACAUCACAGUCCGAUUGCCUGCAGAUGUUGAGAACUCAGUGGAACAUAUCAAUCUGACAUUACAUGUACGGCUUUCCAGGCUUAUGGCUCAAAUCUUGACAACGGUAUAUGGGGUGGGAGAUAAAUUCAAUGGAACGCUCAUCCGGAAUAUGCAGUCAAUUCUACACAGCAUGGCAGAGUUGUCGCAUGAUCUCACGGCCUUCCUUAAUACCCACUUUCAUGGUCUCAUCAGCAGAGCCUCGAAGAUGGCAAUACGACUUAUGUUAGCUCAUCAUCAUUGCAUCGUUCUCACCACAAGACCUUUGGUGAUGUGUGCUCUCAACAUGCAUAUCGAACGUACCGAGAGACAAGCAUCUCAAAGCAUUGGACUUUCUCCACCCGUCGCUUCUCUUCUGCAAUGCUGUGCAGACUCGGCCCAGACUAUACUCCAGACGCUGCAGACCCUCGCAGAUGAUGAUUUAUUGGAUGCAUUCCUACCAUUCCAAAUCGAAGACGCUUCCUCAUCUGCCUUCGUUCUAUAUCUGAUUCGAGCAAUCGCGCCCUCACUAAUUCAGCGCGAUACUUGGUGUGAUCACUUGAAUUGUGUCUUAGAAACACUCAUUGCAAAGGGAAAUCCAGCCGCACCCCUGAGAAGGCGAGAGCUCAGACAGCUGGAGCAAAUUCUUGCUCCUUUGACCCCAAGGUCUACAUCCAGUCCUCUUCCGCCAGUUAAUAUCCAUCGUGACACGCAGGAAAGUGAUGACACGUAUGGAUUGGAGUCGGUGGAUGUCGGAGACGGUUUCGAAUGGGAUCUGUUGGGACUCAAUUCCUCGGUUAGCUUACCUCCACGAGAGUUGUUGGAUCUCGCAGAUCAAUUAGAUGUUGAGAGCAUCAUGCACUCGGUGGGGUCUUAUGUUGGUUGA